CAUCACUCAUCUCACCCCAACUCAAUCUAAUUCAAAAAAACAUCCUUACACUAUAUUGUUGCUAAGUUUUGUACCAUAAAUAUCAUAAAUAAUGGCUGAUUACAUGCAGCAUGGAGGGCAAGUAACCCACCGUGGCCAGCAACAACACACCACUCAUCCAGGGCAGCAACCACGGGCCCACCAGAUGGUGAAGGCGGCAACCGCCAUCACCGCUGGUGGAUCCCUCCUAGUCCUUUCAGCGUUAACCCUAGCAGGGACCGUAAUCGCCUUGACUAUCGCUACGCCGUUGUUGGUUAUCUUCAGUCCGGUGCUGGUCCCCGCGGCGAUUACUGUGGUGUUGCUGAUCAGUGGCUUUUUGGCUUCGGGUGGGUUCGGGGUGGCAGCUGUGUCGGUAUUGGCUUGGAUUUAUCGGUACGUGACGGGACGCCACCCGCCGGGAGCGGAUCAGCUGGAUCAAGCAAGAAUGAAGUUAGCAGGAAAGACAAGGGAGGCUAGGGAGAAAGGGGAGCAUUAUACUCAGCAGACAACUGGGGGUACUCAUCAGCAGAGUACUUGAGAAAUUUGUAUGAGAAAAUAUAUAUAGUAAAGAUGGUGUUAUGUGUUGUAUUGCAUUUGCAUGCAUGCAACUGAAAAUCUGUGAUGGAAUAACUUUGAUGCUAGUAAAUGGACAAGGAAAUGGUCAAGGGUUUUGGGGUUUAUAAGAUGUGGUGGAGUUUGUAAUUGUUUUUUUUUCCCUUUUUUGAAAUUUCUCUUUUAAUUUGGUUAAUUUUUGUUGUGUUCUUUAAUCUUAAUAUAUUCUGUGCAUUUUAUA
This is a messenger RNA of Beta vulgaris subsp. vulgaris (sugar beet), 811 nucleotides long. RefSeq names its product oleosin L. Gene Ontology annotation, cellular component: membrane; extracellular region; monolayer-surrounded lipid storage body. Gene Ontology annotation, biological process: lipid storage; sexual reproduction. The transcript has a single exon. NCBI's taxonomy places the organism in Eukaryota, Viridiplantae, Streptophyta, Magnoliopsida, Caryophyllales, Amaranthaceae. The record is from RefSeq and is a predicted model, not a curated record. Bases 92 to 556 code for a protein of 154 amino acids.